AUGCCGAUCGGUGGAAAUAAUACUGAACCAUAUAAAAAACGUUCACAUAAAAAACGACCUCUUAAACAAACAUCAAAAUCAAAACGACGAAUAACAGAAAAAAAUGAUACAAAAAAUUCGAAGAAAAAUCUUUGUAAUGUAAAUGAAUCUGACUUGAAUCAAUUUACACCAGCUAAUGUCUCUUCUCUUCGUUGGGAUAAUGUAUUAAGUGAUACAACACUUGAAAAUGAUCGUAUUGAACAAUAUAAAGAACUUCGACGACAACGAUAUUAUGAAGCUCGACAACAAGCGAUUGAAACUUUAGUUGAAAAAAUGAAAAAAACAACUGUUAAUGUAUCAGAGAAAUAA
This is a messenger RNA of Rotaria sp. Silwood1, 348 nucleotides long. The record is from the annotation of a GenBank genome assembly. NCBI's taxonomy places the organism in Eukaryota, Metazoa, Rotifera, Eurotatoria, Philodinida, Philodinidae.